Molecule: messenger RNA, 926 nt
Organism: Colletotrichum navitas
Lineage: Eukaryota; Fungi; Ascomycota; Sordariomycetes; Glomerellales; Glomerellaceae
Product: ricin B lectin
Exons: 1
Coding region: 257-790 (177 amino acids)
Source: RefSeq, a predicted model, not a curated record
GGCGGGUUUUCGACCAUGAGCUCAAGGAGUAGGCUAGGAAGUCGAGUCAGAGGUCUAAGUUAAGGGGAACUCAACAGCUGGUAGACGAUGAUGCUCUCGCAGUAUAAAAAAGGAUGUUGUCCCUGGGAAAUACUCGAAAUCCAUCUCAACAAUCAGAAAGCAUUGUCUUCACCGUCUUUACCGUCUUUACCGUCUUUACCUUACCGUCUUUACCGUCUCUUCGUAAUCUUCUCGUCCUCGCCCAUCAACCGAAAACAUGAAGGUCUCAAUCCUUACCACUAUCGUCGCCACCGCCUCCGUCGCCCAGGCCGCCAUUAACUGGACGCUCGAGAAGGCCGCGAACCCUACAGACGACCAGUUGGAUGCAUACGCCAAAAUCGAAGAAGCCAUGAAGCUUGCGGCAGAAAGACACGCCCGGCUGGGGACCGCCCAAAAGACAAUUACCGUCACCUACACGCCCGGCGUGCCUACGGCCGAGGCCAACACCGGCGGCACCCUCCGCUUCGGGACCAGCCGCGACUUCAUGACCGAGCGGACGGCGCUCCACGAAAUCUCGCACACGCUCGGCGUCGGCCUGUCGGACGGCUACAAAUCCAGAUGCGCCUCUGGCGACUGGCCGACGGCCCUGCCCCUCCUUCGCUCAUGGGACGGAGACGAUGCGACGAUCCAUUGCGGUGGCUAUCAUUUUUGGCCAUACGGACUCAACUACGACAACGAAUGGAGCGACGAGGCCGCGGAUCGCCACGUCCUGUUAAUCAACGCCAUGCUCGCUGACGGCAUGGCAGCGUAAAGUAUUCCCGGGUUCGGCUCUUUACAAACCCACUGCACGGAUCAGUCUUUCUCUCUAUAUAUAUGUCUAGUCAUGAAACGCAGCAUUUAGGUUCUUUGAAUACAGAUGAUUUACGAGGCAAUGCGUCAAUUCUCCG